Rhincodon typus (whale shark) is the source of this 3502-nucleotide messenger RNA. It is a transcript of the gene sh3gl1b, whose product is annotated as SH3-domain GRB2-like 1b. NCBI's taxonomy places the organism in Eukaryota, Metazoa, Chordata, Chondrichthyes, Orectolobiformes, Rhincodontidae. Bases 17 to 1078 code for a protein of 353 amino acids. Gene Ontology annotation, biological process: synaptic vesicle uncoating. The record is from RefSeq and is a predicted model, not a curated record. Gene Ontology annotation, molecular function: protein binding. Gene Ontology annotation, cellular component: presynapse; cytoplasm; glutamatergic synapse. The transcript is spliced from 10 exons.
AGAUUGAAAAGAUCCAAUGCUUGUCAGUGAAAAAGUUGGCGGUGCAGAAGGAACUAAGCUGGAUGAAGACUUCAAAGAAAUGGAGCGGAAAGUGGAUAUUACCAGCAAAGCUGUGGCUGAUGUCCUGACAAAAACCACAGAGUACCUUCAACCAAAUCCAGCAUCCAGAGCUAAACUAACAAUGCUGAACACAGUUUCGAAGAUUCGUGGUCAGGUAAAAAAUCCAGGCUACCCUCAGCCGGAAGGGCUUCUUGGAGAAUCCAUGAUAAAAUUUGGGAAAGAUCUGGGUGAAGAAUCAAAUUUUGGAGGUGCUCUUAUUGAUGUUGGUGAAUCGAUGAAAAGGAUGGCUGAGGUUAAAGAUUCCCUGGAUAUUGAAGUCAAACAGAACUUUAUUGAUCCCUUACAAGGUCUUUGUGAUAAAGAUUUUAAAGAAAUUCAGCAUCAUUUGAAGAAGUUGGAGGGUCGGCGCCUGGACUAUGACUACAAGAAGAAGCGACAGGGUAAAAUUCCUGAAGAGGAGAUCAAACAAGCCAUGGAGAAAUUUGAUGAGUCCAAAGAAGUGGCAGAAACUAGCAUGUACAAUCUUUUAGAAACUGAUAUCGAGCAGGUGACUCAAAUGUCAGCCCUAGUGGAGGCACAACUGGACUAUCACAAACAGGCUGUGCAAAUUCUGGAAGAGCUCUCUGAUAAGCUAAAGGAGAGGAUACGGGAUGCCUCGGGUCGCCCCAAACGUGAAUAUCAGCCCAAGCCAAGAAGCACUUACACCGAAUAUGGAGAUGCAGACCAUUCCAAUGGUGGUUUCUCUUAUAGCGGGUCGACAAAAUCACAGGCCUCCUUCCAUUCAGACAAGCCUAAUAGGACGCCAGCCAGCGGAUCCCCCUCACACCUAGACCAGCCAUGCUGCAAGGCGCUGUAUGAUUUUGAGCCAGAGAAUGAAGGAGAACUUGGCUUCAAGGAAGGUGACACCAUCACAUUGACCAAUCAGAUCGAUGACAACUGGUAUGAAGGAAUGCUGCAUGGCCAAUCAGGUUUCUUCCCUGUCAACUAUGUGGAUGUGCUGGUCCCACUACCUCAGUGAGUGCUGAACUGGACACCGGAUACAGAUGUGGAGAGAGGGAGACUUUCAACAUUCCUUUUAAUUUAAAACACUAGUCCACUUCCAUGGGUUGUUUCUCACAGUGCAGUGUUACAUUGCGUGCAAUGCAUCAUCAUUUUAUUUUUGAAUUGACAAAUAUUUGUUCUAUGUUAAUGUAAGUGCAGCUCCAGUUACUCAGCAUGUAUUGCAAUAUGGUUGUGAGAGGUCAGCAUUUAGUUCAGUGGAUCCUUAUGUGUAAGCUGUCCAGUUCUAGCAAAGUGAAAGGGCUGAUAUUAAGCAUUUGCUUUGCAAAGGGAAUAGCUGUGACAGUUAUUGCUCCCAGUGUAUGAGGUGCCCUUUCUACACUGCUCAUCGGUUAAAUUAGUCUCAAUUGCACGGUUGAUGCACGUGAUCAUGGGUCACACACAUCACCUUCGUUUUAAACAUAUCUUUGUAAUUACUGUGGUUCCCAAUUCAUUUGAACGUAGGGGUUAUAUCGAUGUAAUUUACGCUGUACAAUGACUUGGGUUGUGCAGUGCACCAGACACUAGCCUUUCAAUUCUUGUCUGGGUUCCUCUUCAGCCUGAACUGAUAGGGUGGUUGUCUCCUCUGUCUGCAAACUAAAAGGAUCAUAUCUGAAAUGAGCUUGGCCAGGCCGAAUCCAAUAUCUGCAGCAGUUAGCUGGCAAUCAUUCUCAUUCUAUGGGAUACAAUGUGACUGUUGUGGGAAUUGGACAACCAUCACACUAGUGGGGGAUGCAGCACUGUGGUUGGAAGAAAGUGAAUAGUCAGAGCCAAGUAGAGAGCUUAACCUUGGCUAACUAUUGUGACACUGGGUGUCUGAAAUGGAAAGUAUCCAAGUGGUGAUGUUAACCAUUACAACUUAAGCCGUGAAUUUAACAGGCUUUCUUUGCCUAACCCACCACUGCCUUCUAUUUUCCCAUGUUUACAUUAACUAUCCACUGUGGAAGAACCUAAGUUUAAGAUGUGAAUCAAAACAGGACUUUCAUCCCUCUCUAUUUUAAACUUAGCUAUUUUUCCCGAACAAUUCUGUCCGCUGGUUCGUGACAGAUGUAUUUUCCCCUCCCUCUCAGUUAUGACCUUGUAUAAUUAGCAGGGGAACUUUGUGCUUCUAUUCAAAUCAAUCAUUACCUUUCUUAGAAUAGGAAGAGGGGAAUAUAAGCCAGGUUUCUGCUCAUGAUCAUUAUCUGGCUGGUGAAGGUGUUUGCAGUGGCUGGGAUGAGGAGAGUAUGGAAUCAUGCUGUGUUGUGAUAACUGCCAUAGACACACAGUCCAUUGACUCAGAAAUGAAGAAUAAUACCUCCUUGAGUGAGGUUCUGGAAAGUGUCUGGUGUGCUUUGAAUUGCACAACAGCAAGAAUCAACACUUUGAAGAAAGGAAGAAAAUGAGGAGGGGACAAGCAUUCCUUUUACAAAAAAAAGCAUCACUUCCACAACUGACCCAGCAAUCAAAUAGUUUGGACUGAACUCUUUGCAAUCACCCCUGCACCCCAACCCCUACCCCUGUCUCUCAUCCGCUCUCCAAUCCAUUAUUAAAUUGCAGGCCUGUAAAGACCUUUUUACUGAGGUUGAAGGUUUCUUACUGCUAAAAUGGUGAAGUCUCAUUCAUGACUUUUGAGCAAUUUGCACAUCAAAGCUGGUGCUAUGAAUACUAUCCUAUGGUGUAAACACAACAAAUCUGGAAUUGUCCCAGAUCUGUCAUAUAAUGAGGCACAUUUCAGUCUUUCAGUGAAAUGGAGAGAGUAAGCAAGGGGUUACUCUCACAUUCUUUGACUUCCCUAAGCCCUUAUCCUGUUGCUGCUGCAUCUGCUUUAUGGAUCCAAAAAAGGGUGUGCACAGGAACAGUUUAAAAUUCUGACUUGUCCUUCGUCCUCCGUUCUCUCUUAACAAACACGUAGAUAACUGGAAUGAAUUUUGUUUUCUGACAGACUUGAAAUGUUCCCACUGUAAUUUUCUAUGGUCUAACUUUUAACUGUCUUUGUUUAAUGAUGAGCAAAUCUCAGCUUCUGGUAACUCUUCCUGUUUUGACCUCCACGAUGUUGAAUGAUAACCUGGUACAACACGUGCAGCAUGCAUCUGGCAGGCAUCAUGCUGUCACACUCCCAUAUUGACACUAGCUCUUUAACACUAAUCAUGAUGUACCAUAUAUCUGUCUAGUACUUUUUGAUAGUGUUGUCAACUCAUCGUGAACAUUAGAAGAUUGUGACCAUACCUGUACUAAUGCUUUAUGAAUUUGAUCUAUCUUUUGAUAAUUAUAAAAGCCAUGGGCUUAUAACUCAAAAUAUGUAUCUUUUUUACUGUUUAAUCCUGCAUGUAGAUUUAUGUUUAGUACAAUUAUAAACUAUGUAGUGUUCUGUUCAGAUUAUGUAAAGAUUAUGUAAAGAAUAAACAAAUAGAAGGUAAUAAGA